UCUGGAUCCAGAACCAGAACCGGUUCAACUGAUUGUUCUUCUCUGCAGUUGGACCUGAUCACGGACCUGCUGGGAACACCACCGCUGUCCGCCCUGGCGUUGGCCUGCGAAGGGGCCCGAGCCCACAUCCUCAGGGGACCCCACAAGCCGCCGUCGCUGUCGGUGCUCUACAUGCUGUCGGACGGCGCUACCCACGAGGCCGUUCACCUGCUGUGCCGCAUGCUGGUGUUUGACCCGGCCAAGCGGAUCUCCGGCGGCGACGCGCUGUCCCACCCGUACCUGGACGAGGGCCGGCUGCGCUACCACACCUGCAUGUGCCGCUGCUGCUACUCGGUGGCCGGCGGCCGCGUCUACACGCGCGACUUCGAGCCGGCGGCCGAGCGCCCCUUCAGCCACAGCUACGAGAACAGCCUGCUGUCUGUGUGGCAGGGCAAAGAACUGAUCCAUCGCUUCAUCACAGAGCACCAGCAGGGCAAGCGGGUCCCGCUCUGCAUCAACCCCCAGAGCGCCGCCUUCAAGACCUUCAUCAGGUCCACGGCGUGGCAUUCCUCCAAGGUCUCCAGGAAGGAGGAGAGAUGAAGGCUUCGGAUCUCCAUCAUCAUCAUCAGCCGGCGGGCGAGUUAGCUCUCUCUCUCUCUCUCUCUCUCUCUCUCUCUGUCUCUCUGUGUACGACCCAAACGGACCGACCUCAUGUUGAUUUGUUCUGGUUCUGCCGGAUCCACCUGGACACGCCCCCGGCGCCGGAGCCAAGCUGCUGCUGGAGCACUGGGACGGGUCAGAACCGGGUCAGAACCCGCCCGCCUCCUCUAAUGCUCCUCAUGUCUCACUGUGUUGUCGUUCUGUGGCGUUGCCAUGGCGACAGUAGUGCAACCUCACCAGAUGUAGCAGGUCUAACCACGCCGGUUCUGGUCCGGUUGUGACCCGGAUCAUCAAGAAAAAAAACGACUGGAUUAACUCAGAGACCAGAACCUUUCAUCUAACCCAAGUUAACCUCGGACCGGUACCAACUGGACCCUGUUACCUCAGAGUUCUGCAGAACUUUUGGACCGGGACCAGAACUCUGGAUAGUUUUGUAACGUUCCUCCAGUUUUACCUCCUCCUCCAUUUGUAACCCGGUUCUGACCCGGUUCUGGGAGCAGGACUUAUCAGAGAAAAUGCUGGUGGCUUAGUUCUGGUUCUGAUCACUCCGGCGCCCAACUGGACCGGGUCUCAGAACCCGACCCGCUGCCGGUUCCUCCAGUGACCCAACAGAACCUCCCGUCCACAGCAGGACCGUUCGGACCUUCUGGUUCUGGUUUGGUUCCGGUUCUAUUUCAAAAUAAAAUCACGACCCAAAAAACCAAAAUGGAAGAAAUCAUGAGAAAACUUCUGGUUCUCCAAACGGUACCAGAGAUCCGGGCCGGACCUGAUUUAAUUUGGACUGGCUGUGGUUCUGACAGGUCAUCAGAACCAGGCCGCUGAGAUGACAGAACCAGAACCAGAACCUGGGUUGCUGUUAAGACUGGGACCGGUUCUGGUUUCCAGCAGAAUGACUUUGCCGACGGUCUGGGUCAGAACCGUCUGAAGGGAAGAUCAGAACCGCCAAACCGGGUCGGGUCCAGAGUGUCGGAACCAUGGCUCCCUGGAGGAACCUGCUGCUGACUUGGUUCCGUUUGACCCGAGGGCCCGGCUACAGUGGCACCAGAACCUCCUGUAAAUGUGCAUGUGUGUUUAUUCCCCGUGAGGUCCAACAGAACCGGUCCAAUGGAAACUGGUACCGCUUCAUUCAGCCUCUUCCAGGAGGAGUUUUGUGUGAUUCCUUUGGUUCUGGUUCUGGUUCCGGGUCCAGUUCUGGUUCUUUCCUGCAGUCUCCAGAUUCUGGAGGAAAAAUCUGUGACCUGGGAUUACGGACUGGGCCGGUUCUGGUGGACCCAGAACAGAGCCGGAGGAUCUGGUUGUAAUCCGGUUCCUCUGCGUUGGUCAGAACCUCUAGAACCCGUUUUCCAUUUUAGAACCUUUAGAACUCGAUGUUUAUUAUUCUGAAUAUGGCUCCGAUGUUUCUGUCCAUUUUAGCUCAAAGUUCUGUUUGGUUCUGUUCUGGUUCUGGUUCUGUUCUGACAGAUACUUGAAUUUAGAAUCAAACUAGUGAUGGUGAAUAAAGAAAUGGACACUGGACCGGA
Molecule: messenger RNA, 2159 nt
Organism: Poecilia latipinna (sailfin molly)
Lineage: Eukaryota; Metazoa; Chordata; Actinopteri; Cyprinodontiformes; Poeciliidae
Product: serine/threonine-protein kinase NLK2-like
Exons: 5
Coding region: 172-579 (135 amino acids)
Source: RefSeq, a predicted model, not a curated record